AAAACCCACCCCCGCCAUGGCCGUAAUACGCCACCGCCACUGCAACCGUUCGCUGUCAUUCGCUACCAUCAGUGCAUUACUCUUUCUCUUGCUUUCUUCAGUUUCAGCUCUUACUUUCAACCACGCCCGCCAAUUCAGUGGUGGUGCAAUGACGGAGGAGAUAAGAGCAGAGGUGAAAAGGGCAGGUGGGAUGGAGUUAAUAAAGCGAGUUUUGUAUCGAAGAAGACUGACUGGACCGGGAUCAUCGCCGCCUACAUGUAGAUCCAAGUGUGGAAGCUGUGCACCGUGUAAACCGGUUCAUGUUCCGAUUCAACCGGGUUUGAGUCGACCACUAGAGUACUACCCGGAAGCUUGGCGGUGCAAAUGUGGGAACAAGCUCUUCCUGCCUUAGGACAAGCAAUUUUUUUUUUAAAUUUUAACUUAAUUACUUAUAUAAUUUGGCAUUUACUACUUUGAUAGUGUAUAUUAAGGCAGUAAAAGUGCAAAACAUUAGUUGUAGAACAAACGUUGU
This is a messenger RNA of Coffea arabica (coffee), 511 nucleotides long. RefSeq names its product EPIDERMAL PATTERNING FACTOR-like protein 5. The record is from RefSeq and is a predicted model, not a curated record. NCBI's taxonomy places the organism in Eukaryota, Viridiplantae, Streptophyta, Magnoliopsida, Gentianales, Rubiaceae. Gene Ontology annotation, biological process: guard cell differentiation; stomatal complex development.